AGCUCUAAAUAGCUAGCACCUCUGCAAGAACAAUCUUGAAAUAUGUUCUGACCGCACUGUAACUAGAUCUACAGAGUCAACCCCGUAGAGGAUGGCAGUUAAGAGGAUUGACCAAUGUAGAGAGUGUAUCAGAUCACAUGUAUCAGAUGGCUAUUAUGGCUAUGAUCAUCACAGAUAAGAGUUUGGAUAAAAACAGGUGUGUACAAAUUGCUCUUGUACACGACAUGGCCGAGUGCAUUGUUGGAGAUAUAACCCCUGCCGAUGGAAUAAGUAAGGAGGAGAAACAUCGAAGAGAAAAAGAAACCAUGGAGAAGUUAUCAAAAUUAGCUGGUCCUGAAUCGGGUCAGGAAAUGUAUCAAUUAUGGAAGGAGUAUGAAGAACAAUCAUCAGCAGAGGCUAGGUUUGUGAAAGACCUUGAUCGCUUUGAAAUGAUCUCACAGGCAUUCCAAUAUGAAAAGAGGGAAAAUAAACCAGGUCUUCUACAAGAGUUCUUUGAUUCUACACAAGGCAAAUUCAGCCAUCCAUUGGUGAUAGAAUGGGUAGAAGAACUGAAUAAACAGCGAGACAACAUGAUCAAGGAACAUCAAGAUCAGAGCUCUAGUUGACAUUAGCUGAACUCCCUGUCAUACUCAGGAAUAAUUUUAUUGACAAUCCUGAAGAAUUAGAAGCAAAGUGGAGAUUUUUUCGCCUACUUUCACUUGGGUUGAUCGGAUUCGAACAUCUUCUCUUUCGUGAGUGAGCUAGCCUGGCGCUGGCUGGCUGGCUGAGCUGUGCGAAGCACGCCCCGUCCCGAUUCAUCCACACUACAAUCGCAUCGCCAGUGACCAUGGAGAUCAUGGAGAUGGAGUCAUCCAAGACCAAGACGACAAAAUACUUGUCGAAGUAUAAAGAUAAUUUUCAAGCAGAAUGGGACUGUGUGACAAUUUUCACAGGAAUCCCUCAGAGACUUUAAACAGUCCACAUAUAAAGCUCAUUUACCAUGUUUACCACUUCUGCAGCCCCUCCCCUCUGGCCAAUUAAAGGUAUUUUCAUGUUGAAUGCAUUCUUGUAUGAAUUAUUUAAAAAAUCUGCUGUAUUGCCUGAAGUGUAUAUUUAGUCAAUGACAAUUCAUGAAUUCUCUCUAAUGUGCUUUUAAUCUAUCAGAAUUUUUUUUGAUGGUUUAGACAGCUGUCGGUUACUAAUAUCAAAUGUUGUUUCUUAAUGUGUUUUGCUACCCAAAACUCCCAUCCGUGGGACAACGUUCCGCCGCUCCCUCACAAAAUCAUACCUCCGCGAAAUCUACUGGAUUCUAUCAUCUCAAUGUUGGCAGCUCUGAGUGAACUGCUCAUGAAGUACAGUAUGGGUAGAAUGAUGCUUCCGAAAGCCACUCUGCUCCUUUAAUAAUAUGUUAUUUUCAGUACCAAAAUCGUGGAGUUGUGUAUGACUUUCGAACACUUUCAUGACUAUAGGUAAGACUGAUAUUGGCCUGGCUCCACCUUUGUGUAAGGCAGUUACUUUGGCUUCUUUCCAUUCAUUGGGUAUACAACCAGAUUAAAUUGAGUUGUUAUAUAAUCUUGUCAGAUGAACGUAAAUGACUAGUGCAGCAGAUUUCAGGAGUUUGACAUUCAACCCAUCGCUUCUGGUCGCCUUUUUCGUAUCAAGCUUUUUCAGAAUGUUUAGAAGAACAUCAGGUUCUAUCAUGUCAAAUUGGAAGACUUUUUUACCCUGGGAAACACUGGUCAAACAACUCAAGGUAUCAUUUUCAUUAGCAUGAUCAAAUGAAGUAUUUGCACCAAAAGAACUAAAUAUUUUAUUCAACUCAUUUGCUAUUUGCUUAGGUUCACACAAUUCGUUUCCAUUAAUAUUGAGAAUAUUUGUAGUUUGUCUAGGUCUACCUCCUGUUAGCCACUUUAAAAUCUGCCAAAGUUGAGCAGAGUUAUUCUUAUUCUCCAAAAUACCCCUUUUUCAACGUUUCCUUAAAGAUAUUUACAUGAUUCCUACAAGUACGAUAAUGCAUCCAAUGUAUGGGUAAUCAGGAAUGCUGUGCAAGACGUUUUAACUUAUCUCGUUGGUAAGAUAGAGUUAUAUAUUCAUAAUUAACCCAUGGUGUUUUCACACCCCUAACAUUCAUAGUAACAACUGGGGCAUUAGAAUUACAAAUUUGCAUGAAAUCAUGUUUCCAGCUGUGGGGGUAAUUAUGGUGUUCUUUUUCUUUCUUUUUUUAUUACAGAUUAUACAUAACACAUACACAUAGAGUAACAUAUAUGCUCUUUAUCUUUUAUUUUUUUCCUUUUCUUGUUACUUCCUCUUUCCUUUUAUUCUUUGCUUAUCUUUUCUUUCCUUUAUUCUUUUCCUUUUCUUUUAAUCUUUUUUUUCUUCAUUCUUUUAUUUUACUUUGUUCUUUUUCUUUUUCUUUUUUUCUUCUCUUUUCCUUUUAUUUUGAUGUUGCCCACAUGAAUAGAUGUUAAAUCGAGCCCUGCCAUGGUAUUUUCAAAUGUAACUAAGUAGGCGUUGGUUGAUGCAUUAAGGCUCAACUCGGGACGACUGGUGUGUUCUUCAAAGAAUACAUGUAUUUGUAAGUCAUUGUAUGUUAAUCCAUCUCCCCCCUGUCGCUUUCAGUUGAGGAGAUUCCUGAUAAUUCAAAAUGAAAAUUAUAAAACCACUUUGUAUAAUCAGUUAUUCGGCACAGUCAUCUUCAUUAUCUUCACAAAUUAAUCAUCAACAUUAAUGUCUUUGUCUUUAUCAGCAGAUCAAGCAGUUUAUGUUCCACUAUACUAGCAUUGAUUGUACAGAUGGCAUGCAUACCAGGUAGGGUACCAUGGCUGUUGGUGUACAAAUACAUCAAGGUCACUUGUGCCUCCCAUGUUGGAUGAAGGCUUUCUUGGUUCCCCUAACAAAACCAUCAAAGAAUAUUCUUGACCUGAUGCCAGACCAUCUUAAUUGGGUUGAGGUCAACACUCUUUGCAGGAGUCUUCAAUGUAUAUAUUUUUUUCUCCUCAAACCAGUGUUUGGCAAGUUUCAAGCAUGCUUUUUGUUUCAAUUCAAUUCAUUUAUUUCCUGUUUCAAUCUUUUUUUUUUAUUUACAAUGAUAGUUCAAUAUACAUAUUUACAAAAUAUAACAUUUAAAUCAAUUUUUAUAGUAUAAUAAUACCAUGAAAUCGAAAGGGAAGGAGACCAACUAAAAGCAGAGCAUGUAGGGUGAAGGCCCCCUUUUAUGAGUACAUUUUAUGAAUUAAAAAUAAGAUAAAAUAAAGAAAUAAACAAAACAAAAUAUAUAAUAAAUCAAAAUUAAAUGAACAAAAAUUGAAAUUAAAUGAAAAUUAUUUUGCUGUAGCUGAUGGUAAUCUGGUAAAAUGACUAGGAUGAAGGGAAGCAAUGUAUCUGUCAGUAUUUCUUUAACGUAGAACUCAGAGUCUAUUAUUCUGUCAAAUAUCAUAAUGCCUCUAGGGCUCUACCUAGACUAGAUACAUGUAUGCUUGCCCACAUGUGCAGCUUUCCAGGAUGUUUUGGUUUGGGCUUUAUGGGAGGAUCACAGUUGCCUUUGGUCAAACAUUAACUCCUGUAUGUGUUCAACUCAUAGUCAAUUCAUGUAAAGUCAUGAAAAAACUCCUUACAUUGCAAACCUUAGUUGGACCUUUCCUCUGAUGUAUCAUGUGCCGAUCUAUGCUAGUCUACGUGGUUGUUGGCUACAUCUUUAUUUAAUUAUUUACAUUAUUUACCAUUUUGGCUUUUUAAACAAUAUAUCACAUUGUUUUAUUGCACGAUAAACAUUUCUCAACGUAACGACUUGAUUAUGUUUCAUAGUAUACCGAGAGUAUACCGCAUAAAGAAGUGGAAAUGCAGAGUCAGUACUUGGUCCUAUCGCCCCUCUGAGUGAUGGAUGAUCUUACACAUGAUAGACAUUGUCCAGGUGGUGCUUGAUCCUCUCUGAAGUCAGCUUGGUCACCCAGUAGUCUUCAAUCCCUUCGAUAAGCUGUUCCUGCAUCCUUGGCUUGACAUGCUGAAUUUAAGAGUAUACAUGUAUAACAGUAUUUUAGCUCUAUCACAUAUUUUGAUAAAUAUAUCCUCUUUUUUAUUCAUACACCAUUUAAAAAAAAUUAUUUGUUUACUUUUUUCUUCUCUUUUUUUUCUAUUACUUUAGUGUCACAUUGUUUCUAUAUUUUAUGAAAUUGUGUUCAUGAAUAAUCAGUUUGAAUGUAAUGAAUCAAUAUUUUUUUGGUAUCGACUCAUUUCACUUAUGAAUUAUAUCCCAAAUGUAUAUAUAUAGGUAUUAGUGCAAAUGAUGAUCAUUUCCUGGGGCUUUCUUUUUGUUCUUUUUUUCUUCUCAGUGAUAACACUGAUAUCGCAAGCCAUCAUUAAAAUCAUGCAUUCCCUUAGUUGGUUUUGAUGACGUAAAUGCUUACGUAAUGAUCGGUAAAAACUAAUUUAUCAUAUGAAGCCUAGUAAUGGUCCUCUGGUACUGAUAUGUCUGUUAGCAUUUUCCUUAUGGAGGAUAUUAAAGACAAUAACUUCUGUUAUAUUA
Molecule: messenger RNA, 4501 nt
Organism: Lytechinus pictus (painted urchin)
Lineage: Eukaryota; Metazoa; Echinodermata; Echinoidea; Temnopleuroida; Toxopneustidae
Product: 5'-deoxynucleotidase HDDC2-like
Exons: 7
Coding region: 138-605 (155 amino acids)
Cellular component (GO): cytoplasm
Molecular function (GO): 5'-deoxynucleotidase activity
Source: RefSeq, a predicted model, not a curated record